GAGGGACAGAGGAGUUGGAGGCUGGGCUAGCCUCCGUUCCUGGAAUAGGCCAGGAGGGAGGAGAAGCGAGCGGAAGGAAGACGGUGUGUGGCUGGCCAGCCAGCCCAGGAGACCGCCUCCCCCGUGGCCAGUUUGGGCGCCCUGGGACAGUGGCUGCAGCUGGGCAUGGCAGAAUCUGCACAGGCCCCGAAGCUGGUGUACCUGGUCACAGGUGGCUGUGGCUUCCUGGGGGAGCAUGUGGUGCGAAUGCUGCUGGAGCGGGAGCCGAGGCUCCGGGAGCUGCGGAUCUUUGACCUGCACCUGAGUCCCUGGAUAGAAGAGCUGAAGACAGGGCCCGUGCAGGUGACUGCCAUCCAGGGGGAUGUGACGCAGGCCCAGGAGGUGGCAGCAGCUGUGGCUGGAGCCCAUGUGGUCAUCCAUACAGCUGGGCUGGUGGAUGUAUUUGGAAGGGCCAGUCCAGAGACCAUCCACAAGGUCAACGUGCGGGGCACACAGAAUGUGAUCGAGGCUUGUGUACAGACUGGAACUCAGUUCCUGGUGUACACAAGCAGCAUGGAAGUUGUGGGACCUAACAUCAAAGGACACCCCUUUUAUAGGGGCAAUGAGGACACCCCAUAUGAGGCAGUACACAAGCAUCCCUAUCCUUGCAGCAAAGCCCUAGCUGAGCGCCUGGUCCUGGAGGCCAAUGGAAGGAAGGUCCGAGGGGGGCUGCCUCUGGUGACUUGUGCCCUGCGUCCCACCGGUAUCUAUGGUGAAGGCCAUCAGAUCAUGAGGGAUUUCUACCGCCAGGGUCUGCGCCUUGGGGGUCGGCUCUUCCGGGCCAUCCCAGCCUCUGUGGAGCAUGGUCGGGUCUAUGUGGGCAAUGUGGCCUGGAUGCAUGUGCUGGUGGCCCGGGAACUGGAGCAGCGGGCAGCACUCAUAGGCGGCCAAGUGUACUUCUGCUAUGACAAGUCACCCUAUAAGAGCUAUGAAGACUUCAACAUGGAGUUCCUGGGCCCCUGCGGAUUGCGUCUGGUGGGCACCCGCCCACUGCUGCCCUACUGGCUGCUAGUGCUUCUAGCUGCCCUCAAUGCCCUGCUGCAGUGGUUGCUGCGCCCACUGCUACUCUAUGCACCCCUGCUGAACCCCUACACACUGGCUGUGGCCAACACUACCUUCACUGUCAGCACCAACAAGGCACAGCGCCAUUUUGGCUAUGAGCCCCUGUUCUCAUGGGAGGACAGCAGAACCCGCACCAUUCUCUGGGUGCAGGCCAUGGAAGGUACAGCCCAGUGAUGGUGGGGCUGGGGCCUGGGGCCAUCAUGGCAUAUCUACCCAGGUCUCGAGCCCUCACACCCUGGAUGGGAUGGAAUGGCUGGAUUUCAGAGCUUUCAGCUCUGGUGCCAUCUAGCUGUCCCAGAGCCCUCCACAUUUUAUGGCCACAAACUCUUGAGUCUGGGUUGUGUUCUUAUACUUGGUUCCAAGUUCCAGGGCAGGGUUUUCUUCACUCUCAACCCAGGCCUGCUGGAUGUUUAGCAAAAAACUGAUUUCCAGAUGUUCUCACUAUGCCAUCCCACUUCUGAUUCUCAAGCAUGAAGUGGCCAAGGUUCUAAAGACUGAUACCCAAGUGCCUCUGGACUAGGUUCAGGUUGAAGAGACUUCUCUGGUUUCUCCCUCCACCUCUGUCCUCAGGGCAUUAUCUUCCCAUUAUUUAAAAUGAUAUAUCACCUUUAGACAUUUUCUUAAUUCCCCUCAAUGAAAGCUGAGAAAAUCAGUGUUUUUUCACUUCUUAUCCCUCCUCCCAAAUUGAGAUCCUGCAAUAUUAUUAGCUCUUUGCCUGAGGAUGUCUCAGUAAUGCUGUACCUUGCCAAGCCCUGUAUUAAAAUCC
Urocitellus parryii (Arctic ground squirrel) is the source of this 1867-nucleotide messenger RNA. RefSeq names its product hydroxy-delta-5-steroid dehydrogenase, 3 beta- and steroid delta-isomerase 7 (gene Hsd3b7). Lineage: Eukaryota; Metazoa; Chordata; Mammalia; Rodentia; Sciuridae. The record is from RefSeq and is a predicted model, not a curated record. Gene Ontology annotation, molecular function: oxidoreductase activity, acting on the CH-OH group of donors, NAD or NADP as acceptor. Gene Ontology annotation, biological process: steroid biosynthetic process.